Psylliodes chrysocephalus is the source of this 2946-nucleotide messenger RNA. NCBI's taxonomy places the organism in Eukaryota, Metazoa, Arthropoda, Insecta, Coleoptera, Chrysomelidae. The record is from the annotation of a GenBank genome assembly.
CACAGGUUGAAAAAUUGCUAUUGUGAUUGUGAUAAAUGGUGAUUAGAGAUAAUUAUAUUAUUAUUAUAGUGCUGCUACAAUUAUUAAAGAUCGAGAUUGCCUAAUAAUGCCUGGAGACAAACGACUAGAUCCCAUAAUCAACAAAUCGUCGACAGCCUAUUACAAUUAUGGAUUCGAUGAUAAAACAGACUUAGAGAAAGAUAUAUCAAAAAGUACAUUAAAAGCCCUAGAACAGCAGGAAGAGAAAUUGAAAAAAGAAAAAUGGUAUAGUAUCCUUACUCAAGUUAGCGUCCCUUUUUUUAUAGCUGGAAUUGGAACUAUUGGCGCUGGAACUGUUUUAGCAACUGUAACGAAAUAUGAAGUAUUUAAUGACAUUCGAGCCUUAUACGUACUAGUACCUGCUUUGUUGGGUCUCAAAGGGAAUCUAGAUAUGUGUCUUUCAUCAAGGCUUUCAACUCAGGCAAACUUAGGAAAUAUGAAUGACAGGAAAGAAGUAAUCAAAAUGAUUAUUGGCAAUAUCGUCUUAGUACAGAUUCAAGCUAUAGUAGCAUCUUGUAUCGUAUCAGUAUUUGCAACAGCAGCAUCUGCGGGAAUAAAUGGUAACUUCGAAUGGGUCCAUACGCUAUUACUUGCGACAGCAAGUAUGUUAACUGCAACUUUAUCUUGUUUUAUAUUAGAUUUAUUACUUGUUUCUGUGAUAUUUCUCUCGCAUAAAAUGAAACUUAACCCCGAUAAUUUAGCUACCCCAUUAGCAGCUAGCGUCGGUGAUCUUGUAUCGUUGAUAGUAUUAUCUUCAUGGGCAAGACUGUUAUACUCUAUCCAUGACGAAUAUCCUUGGCUUAUGGGAAUAGUCCUUGGAGUGUAUAUACUCAUUUUACUGCCAUUAUGGAUAUAUAUCGUUAAAAAGAAUAAAUACACCUGCAAUAUACUGACAGAAGGAUGGACCCCAGUCAUAACAGCUUUAAUGAUAAGUGGAACCGGUGGUUUAAUCCUGGAUAUGGGGGUAGACGAAUUUAAUGGCUAUACCAUUUUUCAGCCUAUAAUAAAUGGUAUAGGUGGCAAUUUGGUAUCAGUUCAAGUCAGUAGAACAUCUACUAUGUUACAUAAAACGUCUAUCUUUGGUCAAAUUCCUUCCAUUACGAGGCAAUGGGUGUCCCCAUGUACAGCUUUAAUAAGAGGAGUAUAUCCAGCGAAAACGGCUCGUCUUCUCAUACUCCUAUCUCUACCUGGACAUGCAAUCUUCGUUUUUGCAGCAGACUUCGUCUAUAAUGGUGUUUCGACAGUAACACCAAUAUUUGUACUUAUGUACCUCCUAGUAGGAUUUAUCCAACUCGUUAUUUUACUCUAUGGGUGUCACCUUCUGGUGCACACGAUGUGGAGGUACAAGAACGAUCCUGACAACUCUGCCAUUCCAUAUUUGACAGCCAUUGGAGACUUGAGCGGUUCCGGGCUGCUAUUGUUAGGUUUCAUGCUUCUACGAAGCAUCAAUUGGGAAUACAAACCUGUGAAAUGAGAUUAUAGCAAAAAGUUACUGAUUAUUUGUCCUUUGUAGAGUUGCUUAUAGUAUAAAGGCUAACUUUUUAUGAAUUAGGUACUAAAAGAGCUCCUAACAGUUAUUCCUUACUUUAAAUUGUUUAUGUGUUAAACGGAUGAAUCAAACUUUUUAUUUGUUUACGAAUAUUUAUUUAAAAAGUAAAUAAAUAAAUAAUUUAAUUACACGGAGCGAGAUUGAGUAAACAACAGGGCCAACGUGCUUUUGGCUUCCAUAUACAAAGCUUUUAGAACUGUUGGUCUUGUUCCACUCUAAUAAUAUUAAUAAUAUUACUUUCCUUAUAAUUUAGUCACUUACGAGUAAAUCUUUGAGGCUUUGAGAGAGAAAACGUUUGGCAGUAUAAUAUGCUUCUGUGAAUAAUUCUAUCUAUUUACAAAUAAUCAACCAGAAUUAACAAUUCUUUGUCCUAUGAAGCUGAAGCCAAAAUUUUGAACACAUAACUUUUGGUCGUGGAGAACUUGAAUUUCUCCACUCUUUGUAUUGCUCUUUAGUUUCUCUAUCAGAGUGAUGGACACACGUUUCAUUCAUAUUAUCAAGCCAUUCCAAAUUUGUUUAGGAAUUAUCUUCAAAACGAUGUGAAAAACACGUUCAUAAUAAAUAUACAAUGCUUCUGCUACACGUCAGAGUCUAAUUCGUCAAUCUUUUAAAAUCAUAUCAGGGGCUGAAAUUGUUCUUUCACAUCGAUGCUUAUCUUUAAAUUCUGAACUUCCUUUCUUAAAUUCUACAACCCCUGUUUUUAAUGGUGACGUAAGACGUAAUACAGGACAUUGAUUGCCUAAAGUUUAUGUCAUAUCACCAUAAAUGUCUUUACCAAAUAACCCUUUCAAAAUGAAUACUUAAUGAAAGACCAAAAUGAAAUUUUUUCAAAAUGUAGCCUUUUCUAAAAAAACUCACAAUUCUAUCAGCGUUUAACUUAUCGCUAACACCGGCCGAUAUAAGAGAAGCACCUCUUGGCGACGUUGUCAACUACAUUAAAUCUGUAGGCUGGCUCACGAGCUAGGAGGUGACUAUCUUCUCAGAAGGAUGCACAAUGGGCCUAAUGAAGCCUAAGUGCCGUGAGGUAACCCACCCACCCUCCACACGUUACAGAUACAGAGAACUUAUAGACUAAGAUCAGACCCGACCGUGUUAUAACUGCGCUGAUCUAUUUUUUAAUAGAUAUUUAUUGAUAGGGAAAUAUGCACCUGCCAUGUUGCCUAUCAUGAUAUGGCCUUAAGUACUUUUGAUUAAAAUUUUAUUAAUUUUUUGAACAAUUUCGUUUACUCUCUUUGAAGAAAAAAAUUAAUUAAAAUUUUACUUACAGUUUGAGUUUUGCAAAAAUAUUGUAAAUGAUAACCGUAAUCGUUAGUAGAUUCCACUGUUAAUUCAAUGUUUUGGUACAUAAUCUUUUUUGC